Moneuplotes crassus is the source of this 826-nucleotide messenger RNA. NCBI's taxonomy places the organism in Eukaryota, Ciliophora, Spirotrichea, Euplotida, Euplotidae. The record is from the annotation of a GenBank genome assembly.
AUUUUAAUAAAUGGAGGGCUCCAGUUGGCUGAGUCAAGAAGAUAAAGAGAAAGUGUUAAAGGAAGUUUCACUGGAGAGAUCGGAGAAGUUUAUUCUUAAGGAAACAUGCAUAAUGGAGAGUAAAUUCAUCGAGAACCUAUAUUUCAAAAACUAUAGAUGAGAAUUAGAGUCUGAAAUGGGAUAUUCUAGUUCCAGAAGGAGAGGCACAUGCUGAAUUUUGGAGUUUUCCCUUGAUAAUUGCAAGGAGGCGAAAUUCCUUCAUGAAAUUAAAUGCUGCCAGUCAUUAAAUUAUUCCUAUUUAGGUUUCCAUCAAAUAAAGAUAAGAAAUAUGCAUUUUAUCAAUGAGUUUGCUCCAUUAUUCCUAGGGAAGGUAGAUAACCUAACCCUUUUUUCAGAGUAUGAGCCUAUUCCAAAAAUUGGUUUAUCUAACUCUAUCUUGAGAUGGAGUGCUAGGGUGCUUGGAGAGGUGUUGAUCACUUGGUUUAACAUCAAUGCUCGUCAAUUCAAGAGGUUAAUGGCUUCUUAUAGACAUGUUAACGCAAUAAAACUCCAUUAUUGCAAAAUUUCAGUUCCUGCCUAUGUAAAUUUUUCUAAAGCAUUAAAAAAUACAAAGAUAAAGUCGAUAUCCAUAGUUGGAACCGGAGAGCAUGGUUAUUCAGAUUGGAAGAAUAACCCAGAUGAAUUCAAGAAUUUGGUCCAAUCGUUAGCCUCUUCUCCUGAUUUAAAAAUGAGCAUCGAGAAAAUUAACAUUGAGUGGAUCGGAGUUGAGGAAGAUGAAGCUCAGGAAAUUCUGAGAGAUAAUGGGCUUGUGAGCAUUGAAUCCUAA